AUGAAGACCCCAUCGAAACUGGCGCUGUCAGCGCUCGUUGCCUUUAGUGCGAGUGCGACUGCAUCCUGGCAGGACGCUGGAGAAGGAUCUCAGCACUGUUGUCAAGCCUUGGCCGAUGCAGGCCUUGGAGACCGAUUGAUCCUACCUGACACUGCCGACUACGAAGACAGGGUUGAUGUCCACUGGUCCUUAGCUGCGCGACUCACGCCCUACUGCUUCGUUCGACCAGAGACGGCUGGUGAAGUUGCCAAGGUCGUGAACACGCUGGUCGAGGCCAACAAGACCUCGCCAUGCCAGUUUGCCAUCAGAUCAGGGGGCCAUACCACCUGGGCUGGCUCAGCCAACAUCGAGGAUGGCGUGACGGUCGACCUGGGCUAUAUGAAUAGCACCACCUACAACGCCGAGAACAAGACUGCAUCCGUACAACCUGGUGCCCGGUGGAAGGGUGUCUACUCCACGCUCGAUGCCCUUGGGAUAGCUGCUGCCGGAGGUCGCGCAUCUACUGUCGGCGUUGCAGGUCUAGCUACCGGUGGAGGCAACUCGUUUUAUGGCGCUCGCGAAGGUUUUGUCUGUGACAACGUGGUUCGUUUCGAGGUAGUGCUGGCCUCUGGUGAGAUUGUCGAGGCAGACAGGGACAACAAUGUCGACCUGUGGCAGUCUCUGAAAGGCGGUUCUAACAACUUCGGCAUUGUAACACGCCUGGAUCUUGCCACACUCGAGGGUAUCGAUCUGUGGGGAGGUGUCGUGACUUACUCCAAUGACACCACCAAGCAGCAGAUCCAAGCCAUGUACAAUUUUGGCGAAGAAGCCACAAAUGACCGCUACGCUAGCGCCAUCACGAUUUGGCAGUAUUCCACGACUACCGACACCAACAUGGUCAUCAAUGCCUACGAUUACACCAAGCCAGUGGCACGAGCUCCCAUCUUCGACGAGUUCCUGGCUAUCCCUGGCAACACAUCCGACAGCUUGCGGUUCACUAACAUGACGGAUCUGACCAUCGAGCUCGAACAAGCUGAAGGCUUUCGCGAUUCUUUCUUCACCCUGACCUUCAAGAACGACAUUCGUGUCAUGGAGAAGGCCAUUGAGCUCCACCACCAGUACUUGGAAAGACUCAAGGCUGCAGACAUCAAGGGCAACUGGACGCUACAAGACAUGUUCCAGCCAGUCCCCACAUUCUUCGCCGAACAUGGUGAGGAGAAGGGCGGCAACGUUCUGGGCCUUGGACGCUUCACCGACAACCUGCAAUUAUGGCAGACCUACCUCGCGUGGGAAGACGCGGCGCAAGACGACAUGUUCCACUCGUGGGGCAUGGAAUACAUCGCCGAGCUGGACGAGUUCGCCAAGUCCGUCGGCGCAGAUAACUCAUGGAUCUAUCUCGACUACGCCUACAAAACACAGGACCCCCUCGCCAGCUAUGGAGAGGAAAACCUGCAGAAGCUGCGUGAUGUCUCCAAGAAAUACGACCCGGAGGGCGUGUUCCAGACCAUGGUCCCUGGCGGCUUCAAAGUGUCCAAAGCUGGCAAGCCUGAGCAGACGCGAGGCUCUAAGAAGAUGCGGAAGCGAGAGUUGUAA
This is a messenger RNA of Cyphellophora europaea CBS 101466, 1572 nucleotides long. RefSeq lists its product as uncharacterized. The record is from RefSeq and is a predicted model, not a curated record. Bases 1 to 1572 code for a protein of 523 amino acids. NCBI's taxonomy places the organism in Eukaryota, Fungi, Ascomycota, Eurotiomycetes, Chaetothyriales, Cyphellophoraceae. Gene Ontology annotation, molecular function: FAD binding. The transcript is spliced from 6 exons.